Messenger RNA from Durio zibethinus, 1079 nucleotides. RefSeq lists its product as uncharacterized. NCBI's taxonomy places the organism in Eukaryota, Viridiplantae, Streptophyta, Magnoliopsida, Malvales, Malvaceae. The record is from RefSeq and is a predicted model, not a curated record.
UUUCACUCAAAACCUUUUUUCCCCACAAUAGUGCAUUCUGUUAACAGGUAUACAGUGACUGAAAUGGCUACAACAAACAGGGAUAUUACUCUGAAACUUCUUGUAGACAAAACCUCUAGGAAGGUUGUUUUUGCUGAGGCUGGAAAGGAUUUUGUUGAUUUCCUCUUUGGGCUCUUACAGAUUCCAUUUGGUUCCAUAAUGGGGCUUCUUUGGGAAAAUGGUCUGGCUGGGUCAGGAUCCUUUGGUAGCGUCUAUGAAAGUGUAAUAAACCUUGAUCCAUACUAUCUCCAAUCCAACCUAGACAAGGACUCUCUCUUGAGGCCAAAGAUGUUUUCUUCAUCAAACAUCGAAAUGCCUCCAUUGUUACAUAACUUUUCUAGUAAAAAGAGAAAGUUUGGAAAUGAGUACCCAAUAGCUGAAUAUAUCAAUUUGACGUCUGUAGAUGCUCAAGGGUCUCCUCCUGGAUUCUCAGGCACUAGUUCCUUUGUUUCACCCCAAAAAAGUUUGAUGGUCGCACCAAAUCGAAGCAAGCAAGUGGGCUAUGUUAAAGCUAAAAAAACUUAUAUGGUAAUGGAUAAUCUGAUGCUGAAACCAAUGUCUACCAUCUCCACCAUUACUAUUCUCAACACUUUUAAUAUCAAAGAUAUUGGCGCUCUUGAGGAGAAGACCGUCCUGAUUAACUUAGAGAAGGGACUGGAGAUAGUAAAAGCCACAUUUGAAUCACAAACAGUCCUCACAAAGGUGUUCUUAGAAGAACAUAUUGAAGUAUGAACAGAAAGUUAUUCCACCAGCUUAUGAUGUGAGUAUUUAUAGUCUGUUUUCUUUUUCUACAUUAUGAUGUAUCUAGAAAUAGUAAUAGAGUGGAGAAUUGCAAUUUGUAUGGCAUUUCUCUUCUCCUAUAUACUGUUAAUUAUUAUCACUGGGGAAAAUAGGAAUGUUGACAUUGGUUUGUCUUGAAAACCCUGAAAAACAAUUCUAUGAGUCAUGAAUGAUUCUUCAAUAGAAAUGCUUUCACUAUCAUCUUCUUUGUUAGAAAAUGAUGGAAUUGAUGCAGACCAAGGUAGAACUAAAUUAUUGUU